AUGGUAUAAAUCCCAAAAAAGUAUUUUAUUUUAAUAACAUUUAGGAAAUAGGGUUACACAUGGAAAUGUCAUCAAAGUAUAAGAGAUAAGAAUGGAGAUGUAGUUUUGAAAAUUGAGAAAAAUGAAUAGGAAUUUCAUAAAAGUAUGGGAAUGAUAAUAAUAAUUACCUUAUAGUAGUCAAUUAUUAAUAACUAUUGCGAAAUAGUUAUGAUUCAGAAAGCAGAUAAAAAUAAAAAUUGAGAGAAAAGGUAUAUUUAAACAUAUAUUAGAUUAAUUAGAAUAAUUUAUAGAAAAUAUUUAUAGAUUUAGGAUUAUGAAUUGAGACAAUAUAUAUUUUAAAAUUAAUAUCCUUUUUUAUUUAAAUAAAAAUUUAUUUAUUAAUUUAUAUUAGAAAUGGACCAAUCGUAAUCUAACUAAUAAGAGAAUUAGGUUAAUACUCAAAGUCAAUAGAUACAAUAUUAAUAACAGUAGGACUAAGUGAAAUAAAUUAAAAAGGAUAAAGAAAAAUGCUUAGAAAUAAAAAACAAAGCAGGGUCAUUGUUUAACGAAUAAAAGUUUAAAGAAGCUGCACUUAUCUACAAAGAAGCUUUAAAUUAUUGUCCUUUAGAAGAUUUAAAUAUGUUAUGUAUCUUAAACUCAAAUAUUGCCAUUUGUUUACUUAAUCAAUCUGAAUUUGAAAGUGCCAUAUAACAAUGCUCAAAAGCACUUGAAUUUAAUCCUGAAUUUGUUAAAGCUUUAUAUAAUAGAGCAGAAUGUUAUGAAAAAACAAAUUAAUUGGAAGAGGCAUUAGAUGGUAUUGUUUAAAGAAUAUUCUAGAUUAUAAGAAAUUAAGAGGAUUAUAACCUAAAGAUUAUUUUAUUUAGAAAAAGUUUAUAGAUCUAGAUUUGAAAGUUUCAGAAUUUGUAGAAAAAAGAAAGAAUGAUGCCAUGAAGAAAAUAAAAAAUCAAUAAUUAUUAGGAUAAUUAGGAAUAAAUUAAGAUAAUGUUAAAUUAGAACAAAAUGCAGAUGGAACAUUUAAUUUUUCAUUUUCAUAAUAAUGA
Messenger RNA from Paramecium sonneborni, 1040 nucleotides. The record is from the annotation of a GenBank genome assembly. Lineage: Eukaryota; Ciliophora; Oligohymenophorea; Peniculida; Parameciidae.